Dipodomys spectabilis (banner-tailed kangaroo rat) is the source of this 939-nucleotide messenger RNA. Its product is annotated as olfactory receptor 1361. The transcript has a single exon. Gene Ontology annotation, molecular function: G protein-coupled receptor activity; olfactory receptor activity. The record is from RefSeq and is a predicted model, not a curated record. The coding region runs from base 1 to 939 and encodes 312 amino acids. Gene Ontology annotation, biological process: G protein-coupled receptor signaling pathway. Lineage: Eukaryota; Metazoa; Chordata; Mammalia; Rodentia; Heteromyidae. Gene Ontology annotation, cellular component: membrane.
AUGAGAGCUGCAAACCGGUCCAGCGUGUCGGAGUUCCUCCUCCUGGGACUGUCCAGGCAGCCCCAGCAGCAGCAGCUCCUCUUCCUGCUCUUGCUCACCACGUACCUGGCCACCGUCCUGGGAAACCUGCUCAUCGCGCUGGCCGUCAGCACAGACGCACGCCUGCGCAGCCCCAUGUACUUCUUCCUCAGCCAGCUGUCCUGCGUGGACGUCUGCUUCUCCUCCACCACGGUCCCCAAGGUGCUGGCCAACCACAUCCUCGGGAGCCACACCAUCUCCUACCCUGGCUGUCUCACGCAGAUGUAUUUUGUUUUCCUUUUCGUGGACAUGGACAACUUCCUUCUGGCCGUGAUGGCCUAUGACCGCUUUGUGGCCAUCUGCCACCCCUUACAUUACACAGCGAAGAUGACUCCUCAGCUCUGUGCGCGGCUGGUCUCUGGGUCCCGGGUCGUUGCCAGCCUCAACGCGCUGUUGCACACCCUGCUGAUGGCGCGGCUGUCCUUCUGUGCGGACAAUGCCAUCCCGCACUUCUUCUGCGACGUGACGCCCCUCCUGAAGCUCUCCUGCUCAGACACGCGCCUCAACCGGCUGAUGAUUCUCACCGAGGGCUCCGUGAUCAUGAUCGCCCCCUUCGUGUGCAUCCUGGCCUCCUACGUCCUCAUCGCCGGCGCUGUCCUGAGAGUCCCGUCCCCCAGGGGAAGGUGGAAAGCCUUCUCCACCUGCGGCUCCCACCCGGCCAUGGUCUGUCUCUUCUACGGCACCAUCAUCGCUGUGUAUUUCAACGCUUCGGCCUCACACUCCGCGGAGAAAGACACAGCGGCCACAGGGCUGUACACAGUGGUCACCCCCAUGCUGAACCCCUUCGUCUACAGCCUGAGGAACAGGGAUUUGAAAGCGGCUCUCAGGAGAGUGGUCCCCAGGCAGAUGUCCUUUUACUGA